Bactrocera tryoni is the source of this 1073-nucleotide messenger RNA. RefSeq lists its product as uncharacterized. The record is from RefSeq and is a predicted model, not a curated record. The coding region runs from base 80 to 1048 and encodes 322 amino acids. NCBI's taxonomy places the organism in Eukaryota, Metazoa, Arthropoda, Insecta, Diptera, Tephritidae. The transcript is spliced from 5 exons.
GCCAACAUAAUUAUAUUGGCUAAGUCUUCCAUACAAAAUCAGCUAAUAACUUAAUUUGCUGGUCGAAUAAAAAACGCCUAUGGAGAAAAGCAAAAGAAAAGUUUGGACAGAGAGCGAGACGCUCCUAUUCCUGAAGUGUUACAAAGAGAGGAAGGAUGAGUUCAUGCAUGUGCGCAAGAAAAAGUUCGCCUAUGAAAACGUCUUGAAGGACAUGAUAUUUCAAGGAUUUACGGAUACAACGGUGAAUGUGGCUGCCCUUGUAGCAAAAAUGCGAACGCUUUUCAACGCGUAUAAAACAGCGAAAGAUAAUGAGAAGCAGACUGGAACAAUGCCAUACAUGUCGGAAAUGGACGAAAUUUUCGGCGAAAGCUGCUUGGUGUCCAACAACCACACAAUAAACAUAGGAACAGAUCGUCAAGAGGCAUUGAUUGCGUCAAGUGAGGAUACAACGGUGAAUGCGGCUGACCUUGUAGCAAAACUGCGAACGCUUUUGAACGCGUAUGAAACAGCGGAAGAUAAUGAGAAGCAGACUGGAACAAUACCAUACAAGUCGGAAAUGGACGACAUUUUUGGCGAAAGUUGCUUAGUGUCCAACAACCACACCAUAAACAUUGUAACAGAUCCUCAAGCGACCUUGAUUGAGUCAAGUGUAAAUCAGUGCUUAAAAAAGUCAACUGAUUUUGAAGAAAUGCUCGACGAUAUGCAAAGUACCUCUAGGCAGAGUCGGUCUGCACUAAAUCGUAGCAUGUGCACACCAACUGAAGUGUAUCCACAAGAGCCGAACGCAGCAAAUGCUACUCCAUAUGCCCAUUAUCAGAAAAGCGCUAGAGAACGAUAUUUUGAACAAAAAAUCGAACUAAAAAGAAAAAGAGUAGAAGAAAGGUCGAAGUUCUACGCGAAUAUACAAACUAAGAUACAGGAUUUGGUGGAAAAACAAGAUCUUCAGAUGGAAAUUGAACAAAAAAAACUAAAAAUAAAAGAAGAAAAACUAAAAAUAGAAGAAGAAAAACUAAAACUUCUGCAGCAGUUUGUUAUGAAUAAAAGAUAGCAAAAUUAGUUGAUUUCAUAACGAA